AUUCAUAAUUUUAGUCUGUUAAUUUAUUCAUUUGCAUAUAUUUAUUCAAUUUGUAACACUUAAAACAAGGAAGUCAGUGCGUGAGUAUAAAAUAACGCACGCAUUUUACUUUCCAGUUCAUUCAAGAAACUCAGUUCAUUCAAGAUAAUGUUCUUUGUACUGUUAGGAGCGUUAGUCCUUAUGACGUCGACUGCAGAGGCUUUUGACCCUGGUAAACAAUUGAUAGCCUUGAACGCCCUUUCUGCGUUAAUUUUGCCAGCGCUCACUCAAAAUUUACCCGCUCCACCGCCUGGUCCAGCCAUGGUUAUGAUGCCCCCUGGAAAUAUGAUGAUGAUGAUGGGAAAUGGGCAAAUGAUGUUAUUGCCCACGUUACCAUUUUUCAUGAUCAAUGCCCAAACAGUACCGACCCUACCAUUUUUGCCUACUUUCAGUUUCAACGCGAAUGCUGGUUUAUAGCAUCAUUUCAAAAACAUUAACAAUUAAAAAAUAAAUACUGAAAAAGCUUAAUGAUUAUAUUAUUGUUAAAAUUAUUUAAAAAUCUUAUAUAAGAAAAAUGUGAAAACAAAUCAAAUUAAAAUUUAAUUUACUCCAGAAUUUCAUUCAUGGCAAGAAAUAGCUAGAAAUUUAACAUUUCGAAAUGCAAACAAAGCUAUCGUAAUAAAAUCUAACAACAGUUCAAAAGUUUGUAAACUUAAAAAAUACAGUCGCUACUUUUUCCGCCUGUUGAGCAAAGAUAAACAACUCCACUAUUGUCAGGUAUAUAUUCUCAUGCUUUUAAAAUAGAUACAGCAUUGCUCAAUGGUACGCACAGUGGAAGCAUAGCAAUUCUAAACACUUUUGAUGUUCAUCUCGCUCCUUUGGCUGACGGCGCUUUUGGCAACAUGCUUGAACGGCCAAGAAAUCCUAUUGAAAAAAGUUUUCACGAAUCAAGUUCUCACGGCAAAUGCAAUCGCCAGAUUGAAUCGACUAAGUCAAGCACUACAAGUUCAAAUUCCUCCCUCAGAAAUUAAAUUGCCAGUUCCACUUUUCUUUAAAUCAAUCAAAACUAUUCCAUUUCUUCCUGGGCCACCAGGUGGCCCACCUGGGAUGCAAGGUCCCCCUGGAAUUCAAGGUCCUCCUGGAAUGCAAGGUCCUCCAGGAAUGCAAGGUCCUCCAGGAAUGCAAGGUCCCCCUGGUAUGCAAGGUCCCCCUGGUAUGCAAGGUCCCCCUGGUAUGCAAGGUCCCCCAGGAGGUGGGCCCCCAGGCGGAGGCCCACCAGGCGGAGGCCCACCAGGCGGAGGCCCACCAGGCGGAGGCCCACCAGGCGGAGGCCCACCAGGCGGAGGCCCACCAGGCGGAGGCCCACCAGGCGGAGGCCCACCAGGCGGUGGCCCCCCAGGCGGAGGCCCACCAGGAGGAGGCCCACCAGGAGGAGGCCCACCAGGCGGAGGCCCACCAGGCGGUGGCCCACCAGGCGGAGGCCCACCAGGCGGAGGCCCACCAGGCGGAGGCCCACCAGGCGGAGGCCCCCCAGGCGGAGGCCCACCAGGCGGAGGCCCACCAGGCGGAGGCCCACCAGGCGGAGGCCCACCAGGCGGAGGCCCACCAGGCGGAGGCCCACCAGGCGGAGGCCCACCAGGCGGAGGCCCACCAGGCGGAGGCCCACCAGGCGGAGGCCCACCAGGCGGAGGCCCACCAGGCGGAGGCCCACCAGGCGGAGGCCCACCAGGCGGAGGCCCACCAGGCGGAGGCCCACCAGGCGGAGGCCCACCAGGCGGAGGCCCACCAGGCGGAGGCCCACCAGGCGGAGGCCCACCAGGCGGAGGCCCACCAGGCGGAGGCCCACCAGGCGGAGGCCCACCAGGCGGAGGCCCACCAGGCGGAGGCCCACCAGGCGGAGGCCCACCAGGCGGAGGCCCACCAGGCGGAGGCCCACCAGGCGGAGGCCCACCAGGAGGGGGCCCACCUGGGAUGCAAGGUCCCCCAGGAGGGGGGCCGCCAGGAGGGGGCCCACCUGGAAUGCAAGGUCCCCCCGGAAGAGGCCCACCAGGAAUGUAA
Molecule: messenger RNA, 2037 nt
Organism: Neocloeon triangulifer
Lineage: Eukaryota; Metazoa; Arthropoda; Insecta; Ephemeroptera; Baetidae
Product: basic proline-rich protein-like
Exons: 3
Coding region: 841-2037 (398 amino acids)
Source: RefSeq, a predicted model, not a curated record